Durio zibethinus is the source of this 2340-nucleotide messenger RNA. Its product is annotated as glucan endo-1,3-beta-glucosidase 2-like. Gene Ontology annotation, molecular function: hydrolase activity, hydrolyzing O-glycosyl compounds. Gene Ontology annotation, biological process: carbohydrate metabolic process. NCBI's taxonomy places the organism in Eukaryota, Viridiplantae, Streptophyta, Magnoliopsida, Malvales, Malvaceae. The record is from RefSeq and is a predicted model, not a curated record.
GACCAACUGAUGGGGUUACCUUGGGUGCUUUUGUUUGUAUCUAAGCAAAGGGUGCCCCACAAGCCCAAACUCUACUCCUUGUCUCAAACACCUCAAAUCCAUAGGUACCCAAAACCUGAGAAAUGGACUGCAAAUUAUGAGCAAGCUGUAACGGCUAAAUCCAACGAAAUGAAGUAAAAUCCAAAUACUAAGAAGAAAAAGGUUCCUUGGCGUUGGGUUUUGGGUUUUCUCUCUACAAAAAGUUCUUUAAGAUACUGUCCAUUAUUUGCUGUAACUGACAAACAUGCUGCAGAUGAUAUCUUAGCCGUUCAUCUGCUGACAAUUUCAUUACAUGUUUUAAGGCAGUUUUGAGUUAUUUAUGUCUUUUGUUUCUCCUAGCUUUACCCCACUUCCAUUACUUUGUUUUUACUAGUUUCACAGUUAUAAAUUGUAGCCGUGUAGUUAUAGCUCAUUAGCUCUCCCUCCCUCAGUAGUCAGUCGCUCCCUUCUUUUUCUUCUCUUAUUUUCUCACACCUUUGCCCACUUCCUUUUACUUGUUGCCGUUUUCCACAUCUCACUCUUUUUCUUUCUUUCAGUCUUCUCUUCAGUCUUGAAUCUUGUCUGUUUGAUCAGAAUCAUUUUGACCUAUGGCUUUGCUUAUUCUUCUUCUUCUUUUAGCAGUUGCUCAAGCAAUAGCUGAUGAAGAUCCAUAUAUUGGUGUGAAUAUAGGAACAGACCUAUCAGACAUGCCACACCCAACUCAGGUGGUUGCUCUUCUUAAAGCUCAGCAAAUCCGACAUGUUAGGCUAUACAAUGCUGACCAAGGCAUGCUAGUUGCUCUUGCAAACAGUGGUAUUCGUGUUAUGGUCUCUAUCCCCAAUGAGCAACUACUUGGCAUUGGCCAAUCAAACUCCACUGCUGCUAAUUGGGUCUCUCGGAACAUUGUAGCACAUUAUCCUGCAACCAGCAUCACAGCAAUUUGUGUAGGUUCUGAAGUUUUGACUACUCUUCCUAAUGCAGCACCAGUCCUUGUGAAUGCCAUUAAGUUCAUUCACUCGGCCCUUGUAGCAUCCAAUUUAGAUAAACAAAUCAAAGUGUCUUCACCUCUUUCUUCCUCCAUAAUCCUUGAUUCUUUCCCACCUUCCCAAGCCUUCUUCAACCGCUCAUGGAAUCCGGUUUUGGUCCCUAUGCUCAAUUUCUUGCAGUCUUCAGGCUCAUUUCUCAUGCUUAAUCUAUACCCUUACUAUGACUAUAUGCAAUCAAAUGGUGUGAUUGCACUAGACUAUGCACUUUUCAAGCCUCUCUCUCCAACCAAGGAAGCUGUUGACUCUAACACACUUGUCCAUUACUCCAAUGUCUUUGAUGCUGUGGUUGAUGCUGCAUAUUUUGCUAUGGCUUUUCUAAACUUCACCAACAUUCCUGUUAUAGUGACUGAAACUGGCUGGCCAUCAAAAGGUGAUUCUAAUGAGCCAGAUGCAACAAUAGAGAAUGCCAACACUUACAACAGCAACUUGAUCCGCCAUGUGAUAAAUAAAACUGGAACUCCUAAGCGCCCUGGAAUUGCUGUUAGUACUUACAUCUAUGAGCUGUAUAAUGAGAACAUGAAACCAGGGCCAAUCUCAGAGAAGAAUUGGGGAUUGUUUGAUGCGAAUGGUGACCCUGUUUAUAUAUUACGCUUGACUGGGUCAGGAUCGUUGUUAGCAAAUGAUACUACUAACCAAACUUAUUGUGCUGCAAAGGAUGGUGCUGAUCCAAAGAUGUUGCAGGCUGCUUUAGAUUGGGCUUGUGGACCUGGCAAGGUGGAUUGUUCACCAUUGUUGCAAGGAAAACCAUGUUAUGAGCCAGACAAUGUGAUCGCCCAUGCAACUUAUGCAUUCAACACUUACUAUCACCGGUUGGGGAAGACUUCUGAAGCAUGUGACUUCAAUGGUGUUGCAGAUAUUACAACUACAAAUCCAAGUCAUGGUUCUUGUAUUUUUCCAGGAAGCCUCGGCAGGAAUGGAACCAUGGUAAAUAUCACAGCGCCAUCCAUGAAUUCUACUAGUUCCGAUUCACCACCAGGUCGAAAUUAUGGCAAGGGAGGCUUAACAAGCAUUUUAGUGUUAAUCAAAGUCAUGGUCUGGAGUGUAAUUCUCUUGUAGGGCUUGGUGGUUGGUGUAUUUUGGGAUCUUUUGCAAUUUAUUCAAUCAAAUUCGGAGCGUAAAAAUGGUGGUCACAGGGAGUUUUUUUCUCUUAUUAUGGAGAUAGUGACCUGGUGUUUUAAGGAGGAGUGGCCAUUCAAUUUUGUACAAAAUUAAGAUGGACGAGCCUGACUAGGGAUGGCAUCGGGUCGGGUUCGGGGUGGGUUUUGCUCGCCCCGAA